AUGGCCCGCGAGUCAGUGUCACUGCAAUACUUGCCACCGAACUUGGAGCGCGUGGCGAGGGAGAAGCUGGAUCGUGGGGCGCAGCAGGUGACCUUUUUGCUCUUCACCGUCGACAAAGACGCGGCUUGCGACAUCAUCCGCCAGAUCGACACCGAUAGUGAGAUUCGCAAGCCGUCCGCCUGGGUCACCACAAGCUUGCUCGAGACAGAGGACACCCUGCCGAUGACUUUGGGCAGGACUGGUGGCGGCGACCAGGGUGGUGAGCCAGACACGCCGCCUGAAGUUACAGUGUCAGGCGAAGAUCAGCCAACAGAUCCAUCAGAAGAUCCACCACCUCAGCCUGGACCUACAGCAGCCCCCACAGUGUCACAGGAUCCACCGGCAGCUACAGUGUCAAAGCAAGAUCCGCCGCCUGAGCCUGGACAUCCGCCACGUGAGCCUCGACCUACACCAGUGUCACGAGAAGAUCCACCACCUCAGCCAGCAGCCCCAACAGUGUCACAGGAUCCACCGGCAGAAGACUGGCCAGGCUGGCAGAACUGGCAGGGAUGGCGAGGUGGCUGGCCGAGUGAGGGCCGUCGUCAGUGGGCUUGGCAGGCGUCUGGCCAGACGACAUGGACACAGACGACGUGGACUCAGCAGCAAUGGCAAGCACCAAGCUCGUCAACAGACAUGAUGCCGGCACGUCCACCAGUGUCAAAUCGGCGGCAGAAGCCGGAUCAUGCCAACCAGGUGUUCAAUGUCGUCGCCGAAAUGUGCAGAGACUUGAAUCUGGGAGCGGAUGCGCAGAGGGCGGUGAAGACCUUACUUGACUUCAACCGCGAUGGGCGGUUGCGCCUCUGCCUGAUCUUAUUUCAGGCCAACCAGGCCAGGGCGACACAGUCGCACCGCUCGCUCGACGCGUGGGUUCUGGCGCGUGUGAAUGAAUCCAUCGAGUUCCUGAGGAGCCAGUCUCAGUAG
Molecule: messenger RNA, 960 nt
Organism: Symbiodinium sp. CCMP2592
Lineage: Eukaryota; Dinophyceae; Suessiales; Symbiodiniaceae
Source: the annotation of a GenBank genome assembly